CGACGCAAGUGCAAUGGCGACACUUGGAGCGGCCCAGACAUGCGCACUUGCCCAGCAUGAACGGGGAGGACACACGCGGUACCUAGAAGGCCUUCCCGCCACACUCCGAAGGGGGCUUGCGGUGUGGGGGGCGAUGGCAGAGGGAGCAGCGGAAGCCUCGGUAGAGAGCGGUGGCGGUGGUGACUCAGGAGCCGGCGCGCCAGAACGGGGUGUGGCGCCCAUUAAACCGCAAUUCCGCACCACCAAGAAGCAAUUCCAUGACUUUCUGGAAGCCAAAGGGCAGACGCCCAGCCAGGAAACCGAGGCAGGAAACCUUGGUGGCAAUGACCUGUCUGAGCCCGAGGCCAAGAGGAUCCGACUGGAGGAUGGGCAUGAGGAGGACAGGCAGUCAGGGGAGGCGGCCGGGCCACAGGAGCAGCCGCAGGUUCAGAAGAGGGCCCGGGGCCAGAACAGGGGCCGAGCCCACCUGAAGCCCACCCACUGGGAGAAGAACAGGCUCUGCCCAUCCCUGGUCCAGGAAUCCGCCGCUAAGUGUUUCUUCGGCGACCGCUGCCGCUUCCUGCAUGAUGUGGGCUGCUACCUGGAGACCAAGCCGGCUGACCUGGGCCCGCGCUGUGUGCUCUAUGAGACCUUCGGGAAGUGCCCCUAUGGCGUUACCUGCCGCUUCGCCGGCGCCCAUCUGGGGCCCGAGGGCCAGAACCUGGUGCAGGAGCCGCCGGUCCAGGUCCCGCUGGUCCGCAACAGCCUGGACAAGGCCCUGCAGCUGCAGCUGCGGAAGCGCAAGAUCCACUUUGAGCGCGCCGAGCGGGCCCUGCGCCAGCUGAGCAAAGGCCAGCUGCCGGGCUCCACCCCUGCUGCUGCGGACCCCGAGCCCGUGGGGAGCGAGGGUGCCCCAGGGCAGGACGGCUGUGCCGCCCAGCAGGCCUCCCUUGGGGCAGGCGCGGGCGCCCCUCCCAGCGCCUCUGUGCAGACCUGUGGGCCCCUGACCGAUGAGGACGUGGUGAGGCUGCGGCCCUGUGAGAAGAAGCGGCUGGACGUCAGCGGCAAACUGUACCUGGCCCCCCUCACGACGUGUGGGAACCUGCCCUUCCGGCGAAUCUGUAAGCGCUUUGGGGCUGACGUGACUUGUGGGGAGAUGGCCGUGUGCACCAACCUGCUGCAGGGCCAGACGUCCGAGUGGGCCCUGCUCAAACGCCACCCGUGUGAGGACAUCUUUGGGGUCCAGCUUGAAGGCGCCUUCCCUGACACCAUGACCAAGUGUGCCGAGCUCCUGAACCGCACCAUCGAGGUAGACUUCGUGGACAUCAACGUCGGGUGCCCCAUCGACCUCGUGUACAGGAAGGGCGGGGGCUGCGCCCUCAUGAACCGCUCCACCAAGUUCCAGCAGAUCGUGCGCGGCAUGAACCAGGUGCUGGACGUGCCGCUGACGGUGAAGAUCCGCACGGGCGUCCAGGAGCGCGUGAAUCUGGCCCACCGGCUGCUGCCCGAGCUCCGGGCCUGGGGCACGGCCCUGGUCACGCUCCACGGCCGCUCCCGGGAGCAGCGCUACACCAAGCUGGCCGACUGGCGGUACAUCGAGCAGUGUGUGACGGCGGCCAGCCCCAUGCCCCUGUUCGCCCCACCAGGGGACCCAGGGCUGGCGAACAGUCCCCAAGAGCUGGUGCUCCCGCCCACGCGAGGCUCCCUGACACCCCAGCCUCUGCCCCUCAGGAAACGGGGACAUCUUGUCGUACGAGGACGCCAACCGCGCCAUGCAGACUGGAGUCGCUGGGGUCAUGAUUGCCCGCGGCGCCCUGCUCAAGCCGUGGCUGUUCACGGAGAUCAAGGAGCAGCGGCACUGGGACAUCUCGUCGGCCGAGCGCCUGGACAUCCUGCGCGACUUCACGCACUACGGCCUGGAGCACUGGGGCUCGGACACGCAGGGCGUGGAGAAGACGCGCCGCUUCCUCCUCGAGUGGCUCUCCUUCCUGUGCAGGCGCGUGCGGGGAUGGUCCGGGCGGGGUGCGUGGGGACGCCGGCCCAACCUGCCCCCGCCCGUCUGCCCGCAGGUACGUGCCCGUGGGGCUGCUGGAGCGGCUCCCGCAGAGGAUCAACGAGCGGCCGCCCUGCUACCUGGGCCGUGACUACCUGGAGACGCUCAUGGCCAGCCAGACGGCCACCGACUGGAUCCGCAUCAGUGAGAUGCUGCUGGGACCCGUACCCCCCAACUUCAUCUUCCUGCCAAAGCAUAAGGCCAACGCGUACAAGUAGCCGUGGCAGCCGGCGCAGGGCGUGUGAGGGCCCAGCAGCAACCCGGGUGCUCGAGAAGACAAUAAAUUUUAUUCUUUUAAAACCCAGGCUUUUCUGUGAUUCUGAGCAUGCCCCUUCCCCCCACUGGAACUUUUCCCUCAACAGCAGGUGACCCUGUCCCCAACAG
Messenger RNA from Manis pentadactyla (Chinese pangolin), 2416 nucleotides. Its product is annotated as tRNA-dihydrouridine(47) synthase [NAD(P)(+)]-like. Bases 14 to 2401 code for a protein of 795 amino acids. Gene Ontology annotation, biological process: tRNA processing. NCBI's taxonomy places the organism in Eukaryota, Metazoa, Chordata, Mammalia, Pholidota, Manidae. Gene Ontology annotation, molecular function: metal ion binding; tRNA dihydrouridine synthase activity; flavin adenine dinucleotide binding. The transcript has 12 exons. The record is from RefSeq and is a predicted model, not a curated record.